This is a messenger RNA of Arabidopsis thaliana (thale cress), 1800 nucleotides long. Its product is annotated as SWAP (Suppressor-of-White-APricot)/surp domain-containing protein / D111/G-patch domain-containing protein. Gene Ontology annotation, cellular component: nucleus. Bases 130 to 1374 code for a protein of 414 amino acids. Lineage: Eukaryota; Viridiplantae; Streptophyta; Magnoliopsida; Brassicales; Brassicaceae. Gene Ontology annotation, molecular function: nucleic acid binding; RNA binding. The transcript has 8 exons. The record is from RefSeq and is marked reviewed. Gene Ontology annotation, biological process: RNA processing.
CUGAUUACGAUUCAAUCCUCUCCGAUCGUUGGCCUCCUGUUUCCGUUUUACUCGACAUCGUUCCGACGACUUUUGACCUGGAAUCGACGCAGUGACUUCAAUUCAACUAUUGCACUUGGUUUGUUGGCAAUGGACAAAGGAGCACCUCCUAGUAUUUUUGUGAAUGAUGGGUCAUUCAUGGAAAGAUUCAGACAGCUUCAACAGGAGAAAGAUAAAGACAAGGAUAAGGUUGUCCAAGUUGAGGAUUCUAAGCCGGUGAAGAUUAUAUCAAAUCCCAAACCUGCUGCUAAUAAAAUUUCCAUUGGAUUAAAGCCCAAUGAUGCCCAGAAGAAAGGUGGUAAGCUUGCUUUCAGCUUGAAGCAAAAGUCUAAGCUUCUUGCACCUCCUGUGAAGCUUGGUACAGAAGAAGAUGAGGAUGAUGAGGAUGUUAAACAUGAACAAGGCUUUGGAUCCGUAAAGCGUCAAAAGUUAGAGCAGAGAGACACACCUGUAAAGUCAGCAAAAGUAUCGGAUGUUGCACCACCUCCGCCCAGUGAUCCUACUGUGAAGAAAGUUGCUGAUAAACUAGCAAGUUUUGUUGCUAAGCAUGGAAGGCCAUUUGAGCACAUUACACGGCAAAAGAAUCCUGGGGAUACACCAUUUAAAUUUCUUUUUGACGAGAACUGUGCGGACUACAAGUACUAUGUAUUCAGGCUGGCUGAAGAGGAAAAAUUAAUUUCACAAACCAAGGAUUCUGGUGUACUUCACAGUGGUGAUGCAGGCUCGCGAACGUCCACAGCAGCAAUCCCUUUGCAAAAGCCAGCUUAUCAACAAACAGGAUAUCAGAUCCCUGCCUCAGCUCUCUAUGAUACUCCUGUGGAACCUGGAGCUUCUUCUAGAUCUGCUCAGGCAUCAAUUACAAGACCCAGCGACAGUGACUCCUUUAGUGGGCCGAGGGGUGCAGACCCUCUAUCAAUGAUGGAGUUUUACAUGAAGAAGGCUGCCCAAGAAGAGAAAAUGAGACGUCCUAGGCAGUCAAAAGACGAAAUGCCUCCACCAGCUUCCCUUCAAGGCCCAUCUGAAACUUCCUCCACAGACCCUGGAAAGAGAGGUCAUCACAUGGGUGAUUAUAUCCCACUUGAGGAGCUAGAUAAGUUCCUUUCAAAGUGCAAUGACGCAGCUGCACAAAAAGCCACAAAGGAGGCUGCUGAGAAAGCGAAGAUCCAAGCAGAUAAUGUUGGACAUAAACUCUUGUCAAAAAUGGGUUGGAAAGAAGGUGCUUACUUGCAUCACUCUAUCUGUAAAUUGGUGCCCUUGUUUCUUUCUGUAUCUUGUGCCUUUAUGGAGACAAAGAGCUUAGAAAAUUGGAGGAGUGGAUUACAGGUGAAGGUAUAGGAAGCUCCAGAAAGGGUAUGGCAGACCCUAUAAUGGCAGGCGAUGUAAAGACAAACAACUUGGGAGUUGGUGCUUCCGCUCCAGGAGAAGUCAAGCCUGAGGAUGAUAUAUACGAGCAGUACAAGAAGCGGAUGAUGCUGGGUUACAAACACAGACCCAAUCCACUGGGAAAUCCCAGGAAGGCGUAUUACUAAGGAUCAAAUCAAUGUGUUAUGCGCAAUUAUUAUCUUUGGUUCACCUCAGCACCGUCUGAGCUUUGCUUUUCUAUUAUAAAGAAUGUUCAAGCUUUUAGAUUACUGAUAUAUUGAAGUGUUGGUAUGCAUUGAAUUUGCGUUUCAGUGUGCAAAUAGAUCUCUUUGACAGACAUAUCAGUUGAAAUACAAUGGAUUUGUUAUUGCUAAUGACUGAGAUUUUGAUUCGAUUGUC